This is a messenger RNA of Acomys russatus (golden spiny mouse), 1635 nucleotides long. RefSeq names its product acid phosphatase 6, lysophosphatidic (gene Acp6). The record is from RefSeq and is a predicted model, not a curated record. NCBI's taxonomy places the organism in Eukaryota, Metazoa, Chordata, Mammalia, Rodentia, Muridae. Bases 308 to 1582 code for a protein of 424 amino acids. Gene Ontology annotation, molecular function: phosphatase activity. Gene Ontology annotation, biological process: dephosphorylation. The transcript is spliced from 11 exons.
CGGUGUAGCUCUUCCUGUUGCGGCCUCCUCUGAAGUGCAAGUUUCAGGUCCUCGUUCUUGCCCCGGCUGAGCCAGUAGCGAAAGCAGCCGGCGUCGGCUGGGCUUAAACUAAGAGGCAGUCUUUCUGCUCCCCCCGCCCCCUUCUCUCUACCAGACUCCCGCCCCUCGUGCCCGAGUGUCGCCGGGUCGCCCCGCCAGAGUCGCUUAUCGUGAGGGCUGGAUGUGGUUGCCUUCCAGUCCCCGCGAACUUCAGGGCAGCUGCUGAGUCCCCGAGCCUGCGGAGCCCUCAGCUUCCAAAGCCUCCAGCAUGCGCGUGUGGGCCCCUGUGGGUGUUCUGACCUCACUGGCUUACUGCUUCCACCAGCGGCGGGUGGCCCUGGCCGAGCAGCGGGCGCCGGAUGGCCAGCGUCCGGUGGACCGCAGUCUCCUGGAGCUGAAAAUGGUACAGGUCGUGUUUCGACACGGAGCGCGGAGUCCGCUCAAGCCACUCCCGCUGGAGGAGCAGGUAGAGUGGAGCCCCAAACUUUUAGAGGUCCCACCUCAAACUCAGUUUGAUUACACAGUUACCAAUCUAGCCGGCGGCCCGAGACCUCACUCUCACUUCGACUCAGAAUACCACAAGACCACCUUGAAGGGUGGCGUGUUUGCUGGGCAGCUGACCAAGGUGGGCAUGCAGCAGAUGUUCGCCCUGGGGCAGAGACUGAGGAAGAGUUAUGUGGAGGAUACCCCCUUCCUCUCACCCAUCUUCAACCCGCAAGAGGUCUUUGUCCGGUCCACCAACAUGUUCCGGAAUCUGGAAUCUACUCGGUGUCUGAUGGCUGGCCUUUUCCAACGUCAGAGAGAAGGAUCUGUCAUCAUCCAAACCGAUGAGGCCAGCUCUGAAGUCCUGUACCCCAACUCUCAGAGCUGCCGGGCCCUGAGAGACAAGACCAGAGGCCGGAAGAAGGCUGCCGUUUUGCAGCCAGGCAUCUCAGAGGAUCUGGAAAAGGUGAAGGCAAGUGUGGGCAUCGGCAGUGGUGAUGAAGUGGACUUCUUCUUUCUCCUGGACAAUGUGGCUGCUGAGCAGGUGCACAGCCUCCUAAGCUGCCCAGCGCUGCAGAGAUUUGCCCAGCUGAUUGAGCAGAGAGCUGUGGACACAGCCUUGUACAUGCUGCAACCGGAUGACAGGGAAGGUAUACAGAUGGCGGUGGGCCCAUUCCUGCACCUCCUGGAGGGAAACCUGCUCAAAGCUAUGGACCCCACCACCCCACCCGGCAAGACCAGAAAGCUGUACCUCUAUGCCACACAUGACGUAACCCUCAUACCUGUCCUAAUGGCCUUGGGGAUUUUUGACCACAAAUGGCCUCCAUUUGCUGUUGACCUGACCAUAGAACUCUACCAGCAUCAAGAGUCUAAGGAGUGGUUUGUGCAGCUCUAUUACCAUGGGAAGGAGCAGGUGCCACGGGGCUGCCCUGACAAGCUCUGUCCACUGGACAAGUUCUUGAGUACCAUGUCAGUUUACUCUGUAAGCCCAGAAAAGCACCGCACACUCUGCUCCCAAGCACGGAACUUGGAGACUGACUCGUUUACACAGACAAGCUGAUUUUUAAAUAAAGUGCCUUUAUAUAAAAGAGUUGAGGUUGAAGGGGGUUUCUC